AUGCGAGAAAGCACGUGCUAUUGUAGGUCGACUGGGGUGCGCGUGGCAGCGCUGCCCGCCUGCCGACGGCCUACGGCGCAGCCGAGGGGCGUCUCCACUCCCUGGGAACCGGCAAUGGACAGGUGGUGGUUGGCGCGGAAGAUGCUGUCGCUGCACUCGGACGAGGGCGCGGCCGCGGCCGACGGCGGGGCGGGGGACGGCCUCCUCCUGCCGUCCGACAGCAGCGCCGUCAUCCUGUUCGCGGACGACGCCGAGGCGGAGAAGCCGCCCUCCGGGCGCCACCGCGGAGGCACUGUGCGCGAGGACCCCGUCGUCGCGCUCGACCUCGCCAAGAAGGCCAAGGUGAAGGACGCGCCCACGCCCGCCAACACGUACGCGGCGAAGAAGACGGUGGCUCAGGGCAUGAUGGACAUCGCGCUUAUCACCUCCAACGCGAACCAGCUGCGCUACCUCUUCGAGUUCGCCAGCGAGUCCUCCUUCUACCACCUCAACGUGGCGCUCAUCUCCGUCUCGCUGAUGCUGCAGAUUGCCGUGGGCGUGACGCUCAUCUUUAAGGGCCGCGCCGACCUCAGCGGCGAACACAAGAUGGCGCACGCCAACCGCCUCAACAACUACGUGGUGGGCGGCGUCUUCCUCGUCACCAUCAUCAACGUCUUCCUGGCGGCCUUCAGCGUCAGCAACAACAAGGCCCCCGGGGGCCAGGGGCAGACCCCUCAACCCUGACCCCACGCGACCAGUUGGCCCAGCGACAGCCCCACGCGUCGCCCUUCUCGUCAGCUGCCACCUCGCACCCUAUCUCAGUUCAUGUGGCCGCAAAGCGGUGGCUUGCAGGCUCGUGCGUUCGCGACGAUUUGACCGGAAAGUGGACGCUCCGUAGACUGUGUGACCCCUCUUUUCUGAAACAGAUGCUUCACUGGGGAACGAGGCAUACAAAAUGAAUGUGAGAAUAAAUAGUCGAAUCCAAGUGCAUCUGUUCCACUGACAGCGCUCUACUCAAAUGCGUAUUACCAUACAUUAACUUACUUUCUUAUUUAGUAUGUUUCCAAAUGUGUAUAAAUGCUAGUAUACAGCGGUAUUAACUAUAUACUUCUUUCUCGUGCUGAAUGAGUGAAUUUGGUUGAAUGGCUCUUAUUAUACACAAAUUUUUCAUUUUCAAAACUGGUCUGUGCGAUAUUGUUCCAUCUGUGUAAGUAUACUAUAUAACAGAAUCAU
Gryllus bimaculatus (two-spotted cricket) is the source of this 1212-nucleotide messenger RNA. Lineage: Eukaryota; Metazoa; Arthropoda; Insecta; Orthoptera; Gryllidae. The record is from the annotation of a GenBank genome assembly.